Molecule: messenger RNA, 1859 nt
Organism: Haliotis rubra (blacklip abalone)
Lineage: Eukaryota; Metazoa; Mollusca; Gastropoda; Lepetellida; Haliotidae
Product: caspase-3-like
Exons: 6
Biological process (GO): proteolysis
Molecular function (GO): cysteine-type endopeptidase activity
Source: RefSeq, a predicted model, not a curated record
AUAAAACCAGACUGGCGACUCCGAAAGAUGAGGAUCCAGAAAGUGAGGUUUCAGAAGAUGAGAUACCAACAGAUGAGGAUCCAGAAGAUGAGGUUCCAGAAGAUGGAGCCAUAGAUGGAACAGAUGGCGCAUUUCAAACCUAUUUUCAGAAAUUUAUUAAAAAAUAUAAACCACACGCUCGAGCGAGGGAUUUGCCACAACCGCUACUCAUUGAACCCCACGACGACGAUGAUGUGUACACGUUUUCCUCCCAAAAGGCGGGCCUGGCUGUCAUCAUCAACAAUGAAGAGUUCGACCGAAAAUCCAAGUUGUUUGAUAGGGAAGGAGCAAAACAGGACGCUCGUAAUCUUAAGAAGCUUUUCAAACAUCUGGGAUUUCAGAUCAAGUAUUACAAGAAUCUGACAGCACGCCAAAUGGUGAACACACUUCAAACAUUCGCCGGCACCAAGACGUACGAUAUGAACCAGGUGGACUGCUUUGCCUGUGCCAUCUUGUCACACGGGCACAAUAACACGCUUUCACAAAUGCCAGAAAAAGAAGACCUUAUAUUCGGCACAGACGGCAAACCUGUUCUCACUCGACAUCUUCUGAGCAUCUUCAACGACGAAUACUGCCCUGAGCUCCAAGGGAAACCACGACUGUUCUUGUUACAGGCCUGUCGGGGAAAUCACGGUAUGGAUCCAUCUUUUAUUACAGUGUUGAAAAAUCAGAUAAAUGUACAACCAGCAGGAAAAAGAGCUCCCAAAGACGCUACUGAUGCUGUACCUGGUCACGUGGAGCAACAAAGCGAGGAGCAAGAACAGGAACCGAAGGAAGACCAAGAACAUGAGGAUGAGGAGAGGAGAAACAAGAGCGCACAAGUACAGGGACAUAAGGAUGACGAUGAAGAUGAAAACAGACAAGACCAGGAACAUGAGGAGAAAGAUGAACGCACACAAGAACAGAAACAUGAACGGCCUCGACAUCUCAUUCAAAUCUCCCCAUCACCCAUCUACAAGGACUUCCUGGUUUUAUACGCCGCGACUCCAGGCCACGCGGCAUGGCGGAAUAGGGACGAUGGGUCUUGGAUGAUACAGUGUCUCACCAAGGUGAUGCUGUCUGAGGACGUCUUUCAAACAUCGCUCACGUCGUUGCUGCGAGAGGUCACUUGGAAGCUGGCGAUGGUGAUGGCUAACGACAAAGGAAGGAUGUCAGUCCCAUGUGUUAUGUCUAUGCUCACCAAAGAGGUUUAUUUUAAGAAAAAGAACUAAAGAAUAUAAACAAAUAAUUUACAUUUCAGCAAACAUGGCUACAAGGCCUGGAGCCGCCCUCUGUGGCAAAACCCACUAACAGUCUAGGUGACACCCAUUGUAUUCACCCUAAAUAGUCUAGAGUUAGAUAUGUAUUCGUACGUGUAAUUAUAUUUCACAAAUAACUACAUAUAUACCACGAAUACACAAAAAAUACCAAGGCCUCGUUCCUCAUGAUGAUGAUCGUAGCUCCCAUACUUUAACAUAGACUAACGACAGUCGUAGCCCUACCAUCGCUUUGAGGAGCGGGGCCCGGAGUAAUGGGUGCAGAAAUCAGCCUCCGUGGUUUCGUUGAAAGAGUCACGCAACGGUACCACUAUGUCAGAUAUCCUCUGGUAAAGAUUCAAAAGGAAAUGCCUUCAUCUGGGCCUCAAAGAUUUCAGUGAUAUCAAACAUUCUUUGCAACAGGGACCGAAUCCUACUCUCUGGUCUCGUGGACAAAGAGUCUGCCCAGAGAGGUCCAUUCCAGUCUGAAUCGUAUUAUCGAGCGGAUAUUAAUUUCAAGAGUCACAGGAAUCUUACAAUGUGAUGCUUCCCCAACUCGAAGAUCAUAUCAUGACGCUUUUCUGU